CGCGCACGGGCGCAUCGUGAACGCUACGCAGGAACAGAUCAGACAGCAGGUCGAGUCUGUGAGCCGGGAUACGGACCGCACCGAGUACUGGCUGUAAAAACAACAUAGGAGACUCGAACAAUUCGGUUCCGGCGGCGGGUUCCGUCUCUUUUGGACUUAACGCGAAGGGAAACUUUUACUGAACGGUACCGACGCACAUCGAGGCUCCGGGGAGGGAGGAGAGAAAAUAAGGCUUGUCCACAACAAUGUCGGGGAGCAGGGAGGAGGAGAGGAGGAAACUGGCCGACAUCAUCAACCACUGGAACGCCAACCGGCUCGACCUGUUCGAGAUCAGCCAGCCCACAGAGGACCUUGAGUUCCAUGGCGUGAUGCGGUUCUACUUCCAGGACCGGGUUGCCGGUAACUUUGCCACAAAGUGCAUCAGAGUGUCCAGCACAGCGACGACGCAGGAUGUCAUCGAGACGUUAGCCGAGAAGUUCAGACCGGACAUGAGGAUGCUGUCCUCGCCCAAGUACUCGCUGUACGAGGUCCACGUCAGCGGCGAAGAGCGUCAGCUGGACCUGGACGAGAAGCCUCUCGUCGUUCAGCUGAACUGGAACAAAGACGACAGAGAGGGACGCUUCGUCCUGAAGAAUGAGAACGACAUCCUGCCCAAAAAGAGCCAGAGUAAUGGGCCGGAGAAGGAGAAAGAUGGAGUGAUCCAGAACUUCAAGAGGACUUUGUCCAAGAAGGAGAAGAAGAAAGAAAAGAAGAGGGAGAAGGAGUUUGCCCGAAUCCCUGAUGGAGAUGAGCAGACUCUGGGCCGUGAAGACGGUGAAAACAGUCGCCUGGCAGCCGAGGUUUAUAAGGACAUGCCUGAAACCAGCUUCACCAGAACCAUCUCAAACCCAGAGGUGGUGAUGAAGAGGAGACGGCAGCAGAAACUGGAGAAACGCAUGCAGGAGUUCAUGAGCAGCGACGGCAGGCCGGAAUCAGGUGGCACUUUGAGAAUCUACGCUGACAGUCUGAAGCCCAACAUCCCGUACAAAACCAUCCUGCUGUCCACGAGGGACACCGCCGACUUCGCCGUGAUCGAAGCUCUGGAGAAAUACGGGCUGGAGAAGGAGAACCCCAGGGAGUACUGCAUCGCUCGGCAAGAUGAGAAAUCAGGCAAAGAGGUGGUUCUGGAUGAUUUAGAGUGUCCGCUGCAGAUCUUCAGAGACUGGCCUGCAGACAGAGGCCGAGGGAAUCACUAUGCCUACUACGCCUAUCGGCACCAAGAAGACGGGUCCGACUCGCGGGACAAACCAAAGCUGUACCGCCUUCAGCAGAGCAUCACUGAGGUGGGCUCAGACUGCACCGACGACGGCGCCAUCCAGCUGCUCGGUCCGGGGAUCCUGCCCCACCACUGCAACCUCAUGCACAGCGAGGGAAUGGUGACGGUGACGCCGCACGGCCCCGACGCCGACACGUUUGUUGACGGACAGCGCGUCACCGAGACCACCGUGCUGCGCUCAGGCUCCACCCUCCAGUUCGGCUCCGCCCACGUCUUCAAAUUCGUGGACCCGACGUACGACCAGGGAGGGAGGAGAGAACCUGCCGCCGCCGCCAUGAGGAGCCGACACAAGUCUGGCUGCCAAUCUGAAGACACCUUCCUGUCCGCCAUCAUCAACUACACCAACAGCUCCACGGUCCACUUCAAGCUGUCGCCCACUUACGUCCUGUACAUGGCCUGCCGCUACGUCCUGUCGCCAGCCUACCGUCCCGACAUGUCUCCGUCAGAGAGGACGCACAAAGUCAUCGCCAUCAUCAACAAGAUGGUGACCAUGAUGGAAGGAGUCAUCCAGGAGAUUCCUGAAGGGGAUCAGAAGCAGAAGAACAUCGCKGGAGCGCUGGCUUUCUGGAUGGCCAACGCCUCCGAGCUGCUCAACUUCAUCAAGCAGGACCGAGACCUGAGCCGGGUCACGCUUGACGCCCAGGACAUCCUCGCCCACCUCGUCCAGAUGGCCUUCAA
Molecule: messenger RNA, 1993 nt
Organism: Austrofundulus limnaeus
Lineage: Eukaryota; Metazoa; Chordata; Actinopteri; Cyprinodontiformes; Rivulidae
Product: afadin
Biological process (GO): signal transduction; regulation of protein localization
Cellular component (GO): adherens junction
Molecular function (GO): cell adhesion molecule binding
Source: RefSeq, a predicted model, not a curated record